Molecule: messenger RNA, 5694 nt
Organism: Strongylocentrotus purpuratus (purple sea urchin)
Lineage: Eukaryota; Metazoa; Echinodermata; Echinoidea; Camarodonta; Strongylocentrotidae
Product: acyl-CoA 6-desaturase
Exons: 13
Coding region: 53-1411 (452 amino acids)
Biological process (GO): lipid metabolic process
Cellular component (GO): membrane
Molecular function (GO): oxidoreductase activity, acting on paired donors, with oxidation of a pair of donors resulting in the reduction of molecular oxygen to two molecules of water
Source: RefSeq, a predicted model, not a curated record
CCGUGCCGUGCCGCAUCUUGUACCAGCUUCAUUUUGGAACUUAAAUGUAAAGAUGGGUCUGGGAGCAAACCAGCAUGGAGAGGUACAGGGUGCCGUACACAAACCUCGAAGGUUUGUGGGUGAUGUGACCUGGGAUGAAGUAAAGAAGCAUGAUGGGAAGACGAUGAAGGAGAAGUGGCUGGUGGUUGAUGACCAGGUGUACGACAUCACACAAUGGAGCAAAAGACAUCCAGGAGGAUAUAAAGUCAUCACUCACUAUGCUGGGCAAGACGGAACUGAAGCCUUCACUGCUUUCCACAAUGAUGAGGAAUUUGUGAGGAAGCACAUGAAAGCUAUCCAUAUUGGGCAGAUCAUGGAAGAUCAGGUGGAGUGUAAAGAUGUUGUGAAAGACUUUGCUGAACUUCGAAAGACUGCUGAGCAAAUGGGCCUCUUCAACGCCAACUUCCUCUUCUUCUUCCUGCACAUGAGUCAUAUCAUUGGUCUGGAGAUUGCAUCUUAUAUCGUCAUGAGGACAUAUGGAUUCAACUGGUGGACAUUCCUAGCAUGUGUAGCAAUGCACGGCACACUUCAGGCUCAGGUUGGGUGGUUUCAACAUGAUCUUGGUCACCUGUCUUGCUUCAAGUCUUCAAAGUGGAACCAUUUCUUUCACUAUUUCUUCAUGUCUACAAUGAAGGGUGCAUCAGCUAAAUGGUGGAACCACAUGCAUUAUCAGCACCAUGCGAAACCUAAUGUGAUGAACAAGGAUCCUGAUGUUCGUCUUGAAGCACUUUUUGUAGUGGGAGAGAAGAUGCCUAAGGUGGUAGCCGAGAGUGGAAAGUCAUCAAUGCCCUACCAUCUUCAACAAUGGUACUUCUUCAUUAUUGGACCCCCUCUGCUGUUUCCUCUCUACUUCCAGUUUAUGAUUUAUCGUCACAUGAUCAAGCAGAAAGAGUGGACUGACCUCUUCUUCAACUCGCUAUACUACGCCAGGUUUUUAUUCUGCUAUGUUCCUCUCAUGACGUGGUGGCAACUUCUUCUCUUCUAUGAAGCUUUCAGAGUUAUGGAGAGUAUUUGGUUCACCUGGGUUUCUCAGUCCAACCACAUACCAAUGGAGAUUGAUGUGGAUUCAGCACGCCCAUGGCUAGAGCUACAGCUUCGUGCCACCUGUAAUCUUGAACAAAGUUUCUUCAACGACUGGUUUACUGGACAUCUCAAUUUCCAGAUUGAGCAUCAUCUGUUCCCGACGAUGCCCAGACACAACUACGUACGCGUUGCACCCUUGGUGAAGUCUCUGUGUAAAAAGCAUGGUGUUGAUUACAAGACCAAGACGCUGCUCGAGGGCUUUUCUGAUAUAGUCAGGUCCCUCAAGUCGUCUGGUGAGAUUUGGUACGAUGCCUACUACCACCUCCAGGACCAGUUUCCAGAGAAUUAAUUAACCCUUCACCUCUCAUCUCCCUGCAAAGCCUGGAUGACGCACUGUACAUGAGUGGAGAAUGGCAUUGUAGGUGUUAAAUUGAAUGAUGAAGAUACCCCAGCAAUGGUGGUAGUCCAGAAUGUGAAUGCGUCAUUUUCUUUACAAAAUAUUAGGGUACUGUGUAAUUCUUUGUAUGUAAAGCCCACUGGACUCUAUACGACCUGUCUAUGAUUUGAUUUAGGAAGAAUGGGAUAGGAAUAUUUGAAGAUGUCAAAUUUUAAUGAUGGAGGUUCUGAUUAGUCAUAUGAUGAAACGAAACCCCAAUAUCUGGGUAUUGCACUUCCUGUUGGUGGAGUAAAAGCCAAAUUGGCUGCAAAUCGUAGUGACAUCAUAAUGAUGCAAUUAUCUAUAAUAUUGAGCAGAUUUGGCCUUUUCUUCAUCUUGAAAUCUUCCAACAGAUUGGAUUUUGUUUGUAUUCAUAUCAUUAUUCUCAUUGGGAAAGAAUGUUUUAUGUUGAAUGUUCAUAUCUGAGACAAUAGCCGUUUCAUUGGAAAUCGGAUCACGGUCGGAUCGUAUAGUGUGCGGUGGGCUUGAACUCUUUUGCUAUCCUUUGCAAAUCAAGGUGAAAGGUCAAUCUAUGUGUUUUUUAUUUAAUGUCCGGUCAAGGUCUCUUAGAUCCAAAACUUCACAGGAAGUAAACCUGCUUGUUGGUGGUAAUUUUUAUGGUAAAGUGUGUUGUGAUUUUGUAGAAAAACAAUAAAAUUUAUAGAUUUGAAUAAGCCAUCUGUAUAUAUCUUAUGCAAUUGAUUUUGCUCUUUCAAUUAGAAAGAUCAUGCUUUUUAAAAUAAAAAUGGAGUCUACUGGGAAGGAAAACAAAAUCACUUAUUUGACUUGAAUACUUUGAACUCAGUUUGGUGGAGAUUUAAUUACAAAAAUUAUGAAUUAUGAAUUGAUCUUUAGGUUCAAAACCAUCUUCUUUCCCUGUAUGAUAGAUCUUCAUUCAACAACCAUGCAAACCUAGCCUUAAUCAUGUUCUAUUUACUUGAAAUUAUUCAUUUGCAAAAUGACUUUAUUUCCUUUUUAAUAGAUAUAUUAAUUUGAUAUAUGCAUAUGAACUUGUAUGGAAUCAUAGGCCUAUUUGUAUUACUUACAUGACAGAGGGGAGUUAAGGUUUUAGUUUUUGAAACGAUUAUUGUAACAUCAAAAUUUUGGUGUGACCUUAAAUUACAUAUAUUUGUCUCAACUGUAUUUACAUGUAAGAAGAAGACAGGGAAAAUGUAAUUUGAAUGUAAUUUUAUCUCCGUCAUUUAUCGUAGAGUAGAUGUAUAAUUGUACUUAUGAGGUGGGGAAUGUUUCAUAUUGUUUUGCAAUAACAGAUGUCUUGCUUGCAUUUUUACCAUGCUGUCUAAAGAGAUGAAGUUGAUUUGUAUAACAUUUCACCUUUUAAUAUGCAGUGCAUGUAAUGUGGUACAUUUACUUAAGAUACAUGUAUGUACUCUUUCAUGAGCAUAUAAAAGCAUAAAUCUUGCAGAGUGUUGAAAUGCCAAGAAAUAAUAUAUCAGGCAAUUAAUUCCAGGUUUUCUGGUGACUUGUUAUUUACAUGAGGAGUAAUUUUUUGUAUAAAAUACAACCAGAUGAAAAGUUAAUUCAGGUGUAGAAUGUUACAACUAUGGUGUUAGUAUCAUCUGCCUUGCAAGAGAUAUAGAUUUGGGCAAUUUUUCUUUAAUUAUCUAGAUAUUCUAGAUUGUAGAUUACUAUAGCCUAUGCUUUAUGCAAAGAGUUACGAUUGGGAUUAGUGGUCAGUUUAAGCAAGGUUGAGAUCAUGUUGAUUCAAAUUGUAUUUUGAGCAUAGGAUUGAUGGUUUAAAGGACCAUAGGAUCUAACCUGAACGAGUAUGGAGACUAUGUUGAUAUUCAAAAUAGUUUUAUUUAGUACUCUUGAGAAGUAGCAAAUUUCCUUUUUUUUUAAAUGUGGUAAAUACGGUAACAUCUGAUCUAUAUAUAUAUUUUUGGAUCUGAUUUCAAUUAUUUUUCUUUCUUUCCAUCUAUUCCUUUUCCAAUUUAUUGCUUUUUAAACUAUUGAAUACACAGGUAUUUGCCCUGUAAAAGUUUCUGCAUGUGAUAUGUUGUGUAAAAUGAAUGAAAUAUGCAUUUCUCAUGAGCAGGCAUUGCUAAGUUGAGUUCAUUAUUCUGCAUUUGCAUGAAUAUCGGUUGUAUACAUAUACUGUGUAGAUUGUACGCACUUUGCAUACAAAAUCUUCAAUAAUUUGCUCUGAUUUGUCUCAAAGAAAAUCAUGUUCAAGUGUGAUGAAAUGAAACCAGCCAUUAUGUCACUUUUCUAGUAAAACAAAGCUUGUGUGUUUGGUGUUGGGUAUGUUCACAAAUGGGUGCUUGCAGUGCAUUUCCCUUGUACAAGUACCAAGGGCCUCUUUCUCUAGUUGACUUUUGUUGAGCUCUAUCCAAAGUGGAAAAUAUUAGCAAAUGAUUCAACCUGAUAUAUUUUUUGCAACAAAAUGUGGCAUUGUGACUGGAGCAUAUAUUUUUUACGAGGAAACAAAAAAAAUACGCAGAAGAUGUGUGAGGAUCAAAGUAAAAUAAUAAAUCAUGAAUUUGGUUGAUUACUAUUCAGCAUCAAAUUUUUACAGAACCGUUGAAUGGAAAUGUAUUUGUAAUGAAAACACAUUGUGUAUAAUGUCAGGAAAUUCAUUUAAUAGAAUGUAUCUUUUUCAGAAGUGUAUUUUUCUUAAAUUGAUGAAGCAAAUCAUGAAAGAUUGAUUAUUCUAAAAUCAGUACAAAUUAUGCUCCAUUAAAGUAUUGUGACAUCUGUAACGUGCCAUGCAAUGUGUAAAACUAGAAAAGAAUGCAUAUCAUUGAUGUUAAUUUUGCUGCUCUUCGUGACUGUAAAUAACAUUUUACAAGAUUUAGAGGGUAUGAUACUUGUGUAACUUUUUAAAUAAAUAGCAGUAUUCAAGGUUAUAGUAUUUGAAAUCUGAACAGGAAUAUUUUGCUCAGCAAACAAGAUGUCGAACUUUCCCCAAUCUAAUGAUUGUGUGAAACAUUAUUGUGGGGAGAGCAAAUCACUGUCCCAGCCAUGGCAAUGUGGUCCGUUCACAGCCAAAAGGCUAGAAAUACCAAAGAGUGGUUCUAUUACAGGUGGUAGUAAAUCAGAAAGUUUUGGUUUGUCAACCAAUUUUUUUUAUAAUCCGAAUUUCAAUCAUGCAAACUUUUUUUAAUUGCACAGAAUCAAAUGCAGCAGCACCAAUGAUUUUAUUGGAACAUUUUAUUAAUAAGGGUGUGUUAUGUUUAACCAAUUUCUUAAUGUUCUACAGGCUAAUAAGACACAACUUAUUUUGCUUUUUUUAAUAAAGUCAUCAAAUGAUUGUCUGACACAGCCACUGAAAGAAGUGAGUUAUUCUCUCAUUUUCAGGCUUUUAUAGUAACAUAUUCAUAUAAUUUUUGCUUUGUAUGCACAUUACCUUAAAUAAUCUUAAUGUUGGAUUUUCCUGAGUUUGUGGUGCUCUUGCUGGCAUUGGAUUGAGGUUUGGAAUCGUGGGGAUUAAAUACCAAUAAGUGUUUUUUUUUAUAAUCAUUGACUUCUUAAGAAGAAAGAAAAACAUCUGCUGAUCAGUCCAUAAAUUGCCACAAAUAUAUGUUAAAAACAACACAAAAUUGUUCAUAAAGAGAAAACAGAAAAAAAUGAAAUAUUGGUCUAACUUUCCAAAUAAUUGUUGAUUUUUCAGGCUCUUCCUAAAGGUUGAUCUAAUGGGAGAUGAUCAAGUACUUUCUAUUUUUUCUGAAGUGGAAAAAGAUUACCGGUAUUUAAUAUCCUCUCUUUUUUUUAGGGGGGGGGGGGGGUGUUGCUCCUACAUGUGCAAGCAUUUUAUGUCUCAAUCACACAAUCAUACCAAGUUCAAACCGACUCAAAACCCCUGUUUCAGGGCCUCAUAUUAUGUAUAGUAUGCUUGGUCUGUUGUCAGACUGGUUUAGGUCUUGUUUGAAUGAUCGAGGUUUGUGGAAAGAAAAUCGUAAAACCAUUUCCCAGGUCUGCACACUUUGUUCUGGGAGUCUUCUAAAAUGUUUCAAGUUCAUAUGAAUUUGUGAGAUUGUCUAAAUCGUUUCGGUUAGGAGUGAAAUUUUUUGAGGUGUGAGCCGAAAAAUAGGUAUUGAUUGUUGUACUUUGGUAAGAAUCAUGAGAAUUGGUGAUUGGCAGAAUGAGACCUUUUGAACUGUAAUAUAUUGUAAGGAGAUGAAAGAAUGAUACAAAACUGAUCAAUUUGGGUAAUAAAUCAAAGCAGAUGAAUA